AUGCUUCUCCUACAAUCACUUCUCCUUCUCACACCUCUCUGGAGUAUCUGUGCUCUAGCCACUGCCAUUCCACGUCCUGUUAGCGAUCUACUCUCCGAGCAAAAGGCCAUCGCUGCCGAACAAUCACAACUUUCUGCGCCCAGCUCAACCCUCGACAUCACCUCCGUGCCAUCCCAAUCACCUGAACCAGAGCACAAGAACCCCAUUCGCAAUGGCGAUCCCUACGGUCUCUCAGACUUUGGCAUCGACCCAGCGCACGUCACUUCCGAACAAAUGCAAGCCUUGCGAGAAGCUGGCAUGAUCCGAGAGCUCGAUGAUGAGGUGUCGAGCGCCGAGUGGUCGCUAUCCUACGUCAACUCUUGGCCUCUGCUCAAGCUGUGUCUUCUUGGCACGACCGCCAUCGCCGUCAUCAAAGCCAUCCUACACUUCAAACACCGAUGA
This is a messenger RNA of Penicillium waksmanii, 441 nucleotides long. RefSeq lists its product as uncharacterized. The transcript has 2 exons. The record is from RefSeq and is a predicted model, not a curated record. Bases 1 to 441 code for a protein of 146 amino acids. NCBI's taxonomy places the organism in Eukaryota, Fungi, Ascomycota, Eurotiomycetes, Eurotiales, Aspergillaceae.